This is a messenger RNA of Funneliformis geosporum, 657 nucleotides long. The record is from the annotation of a GenBank genome assembly. Lineage: Eukaryota; Fungi; Glomeromycota; Glomeromycetes; Glomerales; Glomeraceae.
AUGCCAAAGUCUAAUGAGAAGAGUUCCGAUGACUUGGCAGAUUUCAAAUUACCCUUCCCACCAAGAAUCACGGCUCAUGAGGUGGUCUCUAUGAAAAAGAAGAAGGGUAAAAAACCUUCAAAGUCCUCAAACGCUUUUAUGAUAUAUCGUAAAGUUUUUUCUAAAGAAGUGGCAAAAAUACAUCGGUUCCAGCAGAAGAAAAUUUCGCCCAUUUGUGGCCAUUUCUGGAAUCGUGAGCCAAAGUAUGUUAAAGACGUUUAUCGUCAAUUGGCCACAGAAGUCGACAAAUUAUUCUUACAAUUACGCGAGGAAACUUCACUUCAAGACAGAAUUGAAUGGAAUAUGAAAGCCAUUCCGAAAAUAACAUCUCAAAGGUUGGAAAAACCAUCACCUUCGAUUUUACCAGAACUUUCUAUAGAUUAUUAUUUAAAAGAAUUCGAAAAUUUGCCUCAUGAUCCAUAUAAUAAUUAUGAAAAUAUUGAUAUAAAUGAUCCGAUUGCUCCAGAAAAUUCGUACUUUCCCCUUCCUUUAAUGUAUCCACCAGCUAUCCCGUAUUAUAAUUGGAAUUUCGAGUCAUACGAAAUGCAACCUCCAUUUUACCAUUUUCAAAUCGAUUCGAAUUUUAAUUCGAAUAUAUUAUUUAGAAAUAAUUUAUAA